Molecule: messenger RNA, 889 nt
Organism: Solenopsis invicta (red fire ant)
Lineage: Eukaryota; Metazoa; Arthropoda; Insecta; Hymenoptera; Formicidae
Gene: Lsm10
Product: U7 snRNA-associated Sm-like protein LSm10
Exons: 3
Coding region: 71-523 (150 amino acids)
Biological process (GO): mRNA 3'-end processing by stem-loop binding and cleavage
Cellular component (GO): cytoplasmic U snRNP body; nuclear body
Molecular function (GO): histone pre-mRNA DCP binding; U7 snRNA binding
Source: RefSeq, a predicted model, not a curated record
UCGGCGGCGACGAAGUUUCGGUGAGUUUCUCACGUUUCGAUUGCGUUCCGAUGUCACGCUCGCGUUCGCGAUGAAUACGGAAACUAAUCGUGAGAAACACUUCUUCUUCAAUACCCUAGCGAUUCUUCUGAAGGCCGUGGAGAAGCACCGGACGACGGUGGACUUGCGAAACGAAGCCACGAUCGUCGGCGUUGUCGAUCAUGCCGACGCAUACAUGAACGUCGUGAUGAAGGACUGCGUCUUCACAGACCCGCGCGGGGACUCCUUCAAGUUCGACAUGUUCUUCGUGCAGGCAAGGAACAUCCGCAGCGUCCACAUCCCAUUGAACAUACGGAUUAUCCCAGCUAUCAAGGAACAGUUAAAAUACCUGAAGCCACCAUCGAGGAGACCGACAUAUGAGAAACAAACUUUUAAAACAAAACGCGCCCAACAGAGACAACAGGAAGACCUUGCAGCUGUAGAUCAAAUUUUGGAAGAUAAGAAUACAGCAAAGGCUGAGACUACAGAAAACGAAGAUAAAUGAGAUUCUUGAAAAAAUAUAAUUUACUGUGAUUUUAAUGCAUUCGUCUUACGACAUUAAAUAAUAUUAAGGAUCGUACUUACAUACUUUUUUAUUGUUUGUGAUUUUACAGUUUAAGAUCAUCUUUAUUUUUAUUGAAUGUUUAUAUUUUGUGGAUUUAACAGCUCAACAUUGCAUUAUUUCAUAUUUUUGCCAUUUUAGUAUUUUUUUAAUUUAAAUUUUUGUUGUGAAAUUUCUAUUACAAAAGUAUUCAACUGCAUUAUUUCUAAAGAGGGAUUGGAUAAUGAAAUAUUCAUACAGCAAAAUUAAAUGAACGAAUGUUGUAUAUAAUAUGGUAAUAAAUACCCCUUUAUUCGAUGUAUAUCAUAA